AGACCUGAGAGGAGAAACAUCAAAACAUCAAAACAUCAUCGUCCUGCUGCAUGUUUCCACUUUUGUUCUGUCAGAUGGUGAUGCAGUGUCUGGUUUGUAAAUGCAUUUGUUGAACUGUCAGAAUGAAGAGUUUCCUCAGCUCCAGAUCCACUUCUGCUGCCUCCAAUCAACAGAAAAUACGACUCUCCAAACGAGAACUAGAACAGUUGGUUGAACAGGAGGUUGCCAGUGCAGUGAAAAAGAAGGAGAACAGUCUGGAUGCACUGAUAGAAAAUAUUCAACAACAACUGGAUCAGGGAAUGAACUAUGAGUCCUCCAUCAAAACACUGCAGAUGCAAAUGAUGACAGUAGCUCAAAGAGCAGAACGGGCUCUCGCACAUAUAGCACAGAAUCCAACACCUCCUCUUGGUGAUACGAGUAUGGUCCAGUCAUCUUUAACAACGGACAGCAUUAAAGCAGAACCACAACACCUGGACAGUGUGGAAGUCUCCAGUGUCUGUGAGUUUAUGGAAAGGACAAAGAAACAGUUUGAGCAUCUUCAUGCAGAAAAUGCAGCUUUGAAAGCAGCUUUUGAAGAUAUCAGAGAGCGGACAACUCCAUCUCCUACAAUCAACACCCGGCAACCAAAUGGGGUGUUUGAGGUAUUGGCAAAACUUAUCAAAAAGGAACCAGAGGAGCAUCCAGAAGACCCCUGCUCUUCAACCCCAGCCUCAUUGAAGAGGAUGAAUGAGGAAUCCUGCUCUCCUGAAGUGGGCAGGCAUCCCAAGAGGAUCAAGAUUGAGCCGAAGGAGGUGCCAUACCCUCCUCUACCUGUGCUCCCCUUCCCCUCCUCUUUACCUCCAGAGGCCGCUACGUACAGCAUCCCCCCCAGACUAAAGGUGGAUUUAGCCCUGAUCAAAAACCCCACCCCUCAGCUGUCUCUGGUCUGGACCCUGGAGGAGGACGAGCCCAAUGUCCCGCCCAUGGACACCUACAGCAUAUACACCUCUACAGAAGUAGCUGUUGGCAGUGGUGUGUUCGACGUGUGGGAGAAGUUAGGAGAGCGUCCGGCGGAGCCCCUCCCCAUGUUCUUCUCAUACAUCAAAUUCAAACCCGGUCACAAGAUCUGUGUGUCUGUGAUCGGCAAAGACGUGUUUGGACGCUAUGGACCUCACAGCAAAGUGGCCUGUGUGUAUUUAUGAUGAUGUGAAAUUUGAAAUGCUCGCUAAUAGGAUUCUUCAUAAUGAAUUUUUAAUUAUUAUUAUUAUGUGAAUGUUUUUUAAUGUCAAUAAAAACAUGUUUUUAGUGUAUACAAAUACACCUCACCUACUAAUGUUUAGGAAAUACAUUGCUGCUAAAACACUAAGUGAAAGUUUUUGUUCAUUUCAAUAUCAAUCCUUGAAACAAUUGUUGUAGUUUGGGCUUUUUAGGUACCAAUAUGAAAUGUGACCUUGGUACAGCUGGUAUGGCCAUGGAUUUUAAUUUCAAAAGUCACUGAUCUGCUCUCUCUAUGAAAUAAACACUACUGUCUCCAAUACUUGGUUUAUAUACUAUACUUGCAGCCAAAUGGGAUGAAUGGGUGUUUAAUAGUGCAGAUGACCCACAUUUUUCACAUUUUAUUAUUGGAUGUAAAUUAUAUGUUCAUGUAUUAAUCUUUAUGGAAAUAUGUUCUCUAAGUAAAUAAAGUCAUAUCUGAUUU
Periophthalmus magnuspinnatus is the source of this 1678-nucleotide messenger RNA. RefSeq names its product activating transcription factor 7-interacting protein 1-like. Gene Ontology annotation, molecular function: transcription coregulator activity; protein binding. The coding region runs from base 123 to 1181 and encodes 352 amino acids. Lineage: Eukaryota; Metazoa; Chordata; Actinopteri; Gobiiformes; Gobiidae. The record is from RefSeq and is a predicted model, not a curated record. Gene Ontology annotation, biological process: regulation of DNA-templated transcription. The transcript has 12 exons. Gene Ontology annotation, cellular component: nucleus; transcription regulator complex.